AUGCCGCCUGCGGCUAUGCUUCUACCACUCAUAGAUAUCCGCAAUCGCCUGACAUCUUCCAAUUAUGCCUUUGCAGGGUGGCGCACAAAUCACGUGUUUAAUUCUCUGACUGGGGUUGUUCAAUUUGUACAUCGUGGUGCAACUCUUAGACGCAGCUUUGAUCGGUGUGACGUUCGUGUUAGUUUUGGCUUUGGCACUGAUACUCAGACUGUUGGCAUAUAUGCUUAUGAUCAAUGCGCUGCUAUUCUUGAGACUGCCCGGGUUAAUGAGAUCUGCACAUUUACCGCACUUACGGUGGUGGAACAAGGGGACAAUAGAGGACGGUGGACGGGCACCGUACCUUUUGUUUUGCGAUUUACACGUGCGUCAGCAUUUGCUAUUACUGGGCCAAACAACAACAACAACGUAAAUAACAACAAUAAUAAUUUGCAGCAAGCUCCCGCUGAUAACAACAACAACAUUCCUAUUGUUGGAAAUGUGGCCAAUCACAGAGAGAUGCAGGGAACAAAUGGCGGCACGGCAAACAAUGUACUUCCUAUUGGAAAUAUGGCCAUGCAAAGAGAGAUGCAGGGGCCAAGCAGCAGCAGCAGCUCAUCAAACAACGUUAUUGCCGCACCAACUCCUCGUGUCUCGACAACUGCACGUGCAAAUCGUGAGCGUGCUACGGAUCAACGAGGGGUAGAUAUUUUAGAAAAAUUAUUCAAUAUAUAG
Messenger RNA from Meloidogyne enterolobii, 711 nucleotides. The record is from the annotation of a GenBank genome assembly. Lineage: Eukaryota; Metazoa; Nematoda; Chromadorea; Rhabditida; Meloidogynidae.